Molecule: messenger RNA, 2869 nt
Organism: Toxotes jaculatrix (banded archerfish)
Lineage: Eukaryota; Metazoa; Chordata; Actinopteri; Toxotidae
Gene: umps
Product: uridine monophosphate synthetase
Exons: 10
Coding region: 77-1540 (487 amino acids)
Biological process (GO): 'de novo' pyrimidine nucleobase biosynthetic process; 'de novo' UMP biosynthetic process
Molecular function (GO): orotidine-5'-phosphate decarboxylase activity; orotate phosphoribosyltransferase activity
Source: RefSeq, a predicted model, not a curated record
CGCUGCCGCUAAGGGAUCACAAAGUGGGACACAAGUUAGAGAGAACUGCGUUUAAAUCUAUCGCAUAUACGAGAAGAUGGAAAACGUUUGCAUUGACAGCUUAAUCCUGAAGCUCCACGAUGUGAACGCGGUGAAGUUUGGAGAAUACAAGCUGAAGAGCGGCAUGCUGACACCCAUUUAUAUCGACCUCAGAGUUCUCGUGUCCUACCCUGCGCUCAUGAACCAGGUGUCAAGUCUCAUCUACCAGCGAGUGCAAGAAGAGGGGCUUCAGUUUGACUCAGUGUGUGGGGUUCCAUACACAGCCCUGCCUUUGGCCACAAUUAUCUGCUCUAGACAUGAACUGCCCAUGCUCAUCAGGCGAAAGGAAGCCAAGGACUAUGGAACCAAGCGUCUGGUGGAGGGGUCGUUUCACGAGGGGGACACAUGUCUGAUCAUUGAGGACACAGUGACCAGUGGCAGCAGUAUCCUGGAGACUGCUGAAGUCCUCUACAAAGAGGGACUGAAGGUGACAGAUGCCAUUGUACUAAUGGACAGAGAGCAAGGCGGCAUGGAGAUGUUGGCUUCUCAGGGAAUCAGGCUUCACCCCAUCAUCUCCAUGUUCAAGCUGCUCAAUGUGUUGCUGGCAGCUGAACGCAUUGACGCCCAAACUGCCCAGAGCGUCCGCAAAUUCAUCCUGGAUAAUAACACUUUCAGCCCCAAAGAGGAGAAUGGCGAUAAAGUUCCUGCCACCAAGAAGCCAUGUCUGGAGCAGAACCUGGAGCUGAGCUAUGCCGACAGAGCCAAACUUCCAAAUGUUCACCCUCUGUCAUCAAAGCUGCUGAACAUCAUGGAGGAGAAGCAGUCUAACCUGUGUGUGUCCGCUGAUGUGACCAGCACCGAGGAGCUCCUCCAGCUGGCGGACUCCCUAGGUCCCAAGAUCUGCAUGCUGAAGACACAUGUAGACAUCCUCAAGGAAUACACAGUGGCCUUCAGCCAGAAACUACAGGCUUUGGCUGAGAAACACAACUUCCUCAUCUUUGAAGAUCGCAAGUUUGCUGACAUUGGGAACACAGUCAAACAUCAGUACGAAGGCGGUUUGUACCAGAUCUCAUCUUGGUCCCACAUAGUGAAUGCUCAUGCUGUGCCGGGGCCCGGGGUGGUCAAGGGUCUGAGCUCUGUAGGAAAACCUCUGGGCCGAGGCUGUUUGCUCAUUGCACAGAUGAGCUCCCAGGGGUCACUGGCCACUGGUGAAUACACAAAGGCUGUGCUGAAGAUGGCAGAGGAGCAGUCAGACUUUGUGAUCGGCUUUAUCUGUGGCUCUAAGAUUAGCAAGAGGCCAGAGUUCAUUCACAUGACUCCUGGGGUGCAAAUGCAGGCUGGAGGUGACAUGUUGGGCCAGCAGUACACCAUGCCGGAGGAAGUUAUCCACAACAAAGGCUCUGAUGUCAUCAUUGUGGGACGGGGUGUUUUGGAGGCCCCUGAUAGGCUGAAAGCUGCUGAGUCAUACAGAAAGUCGGGCUGGGAUGCUUACAAAAAGAGACUGGGCUGCAGUGGCCAAUAAGAGCUCAGCAGCAGCAUCUGCAUUGUAACGUCUAAAUUCAAAUUUCAACCACGACUCAAAUAAUGACCUCUGCAGAUGACCUGGAAGUAUUUUUUUUACAUUGUCCAGGAACAGCAGUGUGCACAUAACUGUAUACAUAGAAACAUAUAUAAAUGUACAUCUGUGUUCCUACACUGCCAUAUUAGGCAGUGUAGGCACACCUGUUCCUACAUAAGCACAAAAUGUAUUAACAUUUGCAAGGCAUACUUGGCAGCUGUGAAUCAGACACUGUAUGUGUUAUUUUGAUUCAGUCCUUUAAAUGCAUUCCUCUGAUUCCCUCCUAUUGCUAAGCUGCACAAAUAGUCCUUACAUAUGAUCUGCUGGGAUACCUCUGACCAGGUUUAAACCAGAUUUGGGAAAAUAUUUCAAUUUGAGGGUAAACUGUGGGUCACCUAGAAUAGGUUUUUUUUUUUUUUUUUUAAAUUAGUUUUUAAUCAUGCAUUUUGCCCAGGUCUGCUAAAGUAUCUAUUAAAACAUCGAUCGAAUACCAAACAAGGUGUCAUUCCCUCAAUAAAGACUUCAAGUCAAGGUGAAGCUUUUCUGUGUCACAAACCCACCAUUCCUGUGUAGGCUUUUCUAUAAUUGCUUAAAUACUUGACCAAGAUUUCUAGAACAUAUAAGAGUGGGUGCAGCUACAAAACUGUGACCUUGACUGUUUUUAUUGAAAAGGGUAACACGUGUUAGGGAUUUAUAGGAUAUAUGAUGGAUUGAUUACAAAACAGCCUCACUGACACGAUUUCAACCUUUUUUGACAACUGUAAUCAUCAGCUGUGUGAUCAUUGUAGCUCUUCUGAUUACUGUGAAUUACAAAAUCAUCCUGUCAUGAUUAAGUCCAGUGCCAUCCUUAUUGCUUAACAAAAAAUGAGUCGAAGGUAAUAAUGCUUGCAAAGAGAUAUAAAUUAACUGAUAUUGUGAUAUUGAUCAGUGAGCUCACAGAACAAGUCUAGAUGUUGUUACCCAUUGCUUAUCUACUCCCUCAAUCCAAAAAGAGAGCUGAUAAACAACUUUUGUUUAACAGGAGAGAACUGCCUUCAGUCUGACACCUGUCAAAAUAGACAGAUGGAAUUUUGUAAACAGCGUCCUGGAGCUGUAACAGUUAUGCAGUUACUACUAAACCCACAUGCAGUGAAAAGGCUUUGUGGUAUCCUCCUCCAUGCUCUCAUGGAUAAAUGUGAAGUUUCUUGGGUUUUUUUGCUUGGGUUUUCCCUGCACUGUAGUUUCCUUUUAUAACGAAAAGAAGAAAUGCAGUGUAUUUUUUGUAAAGUAAUACUUCAAUAAAUCUUAUAUGUU